Messenger RNA from Malaya genurostris, 3474 nucleotides. RefSeq names its product 5'-3' exoribonuclease 2 homolog (gene Rat1). NCBI's taxonomy places the organism in Eukaryota, Metazoa, Arthropoda, Insecta, Diptera, Culicidae. The coding region runs from base 168 to 3140 and encodes 990 amino acids. The record is from RefSeq and is a predicted model, not a curated record. Gene Ontology annotation, biological process: nuclear-transcribed mRNA catabolic process. Gene Ontology annotation, molecular function: 5'-3' RNA exonuclease activity; RNA binding. The transcript has 4 exons. Gene Ontology annotation, cellular component: nucleus.
UCAACGCGUCAGCGCCGCUGAGCGAUUUCACUAUCGCUACAUACGAUAUAUUAUUUUGUUUUAUUGAAGUAGAAAAAGUGAUUUUCUCAAUUGUUCUGAGUGUUUUCGUUCAUAACGAAACGUAGAUUGACUGAAACACUGCCGAUAGAUAUAUCGAGGGAAUCAAAAUGGGUGUUCCAGCAUUUUUUCGUUGGUUAUCGCGGAAAUAUCCAUCCGUAAUCGUCGAAUGUGUUGAGCAGAAGGGCGAAGAUGGCGAGGGUAAUGUUUUCUACGACGACAUGACUAAACCAAACCCUAACAAGGUAGAAUUCGAUAACCUUUACCUCGAUAUGAACGGCAUUAUUCAUCCGUGCACACAUCCAGAGGAUAAACCAGCUCCAAAGAACGAGGAUGAGAUGAUGGUAGCUAUUUUCGAGUGCAUUGACCGUCUGAUGAACAUAGUCCGUCCGCGAAAGCUCUUGUAUAUGGCAAUUGACGGUGUAGCACCCAGGGCCAAAAUGAAUCAACAACGAUCACGACGAUUCCGAGCGUCUAAAGAAGCGGCAGAAAAAGCAGCAGAAAUCAUAAAAAUUCGAGAGGAAUUAGCCGCCAGAGGUUGUAUACUUCCUCCAGAGAAGGAGAAAGGAGCACAUUUCGAUUCGAAUUGCAUUACUCCGGGAACGCCGUUUAUGGAUCGUCUGAGCAAGUGCUUGCAGUAUUUCGUUCACGAUCGUAUGAAUAACAAUCCGGGAUGGAAAGGAUUAAAGGUUAUUCUAUCAGACGCAAACGUACCAGGAGAGGGAGAGCACAAAAUUAUGGACUAUAUAAGAAAACAAAGAGCUCAACCAGAUCACGAUCCCAACACGCACCAUGUUCUUUGCGGGGCUGACGCCGAUUUGAUUAUGUUGGGCCUAGCUACGCACGAAACACAUUUCACCAUCAUCCGAGAGGAGUUCUUGCCCAACAAAGAACGUCCCUGCGAUAUUUGUCAGCAAAUGGGACACGAGAUGAAGGAUUGUAUUGGUUUGCAAUCGGAACGAGAUAUUGAUAGAACCCCACCUCCUCCUGGUAAAGAAACCCAGUUUAUUUUCGUGAGGUUGAACGUGUUGAAGGAAUACCUGCAGAAGGAACUUGAUAUGCCGAAUCUUCCAUUUACGUAUGAUUUCGAACGUGUGAUUGACGAUUGGGUGUUUAUGUGUUUUUUUGUUGGAAACGAUUUCCUUCCUCACCUGCCAAGCUUAGAGAUUCGUGAAAAUGCUAUCGAUCGCCUAGUUACUCUAUAUAAAAAGUGUGUGUACAAAACCAAUGGCUACCUUACAGAUUCAGGUAGUGUUACAUUGGAUCGAGUUGAAUUGAUAAUGACUGAUCUAGGCUAUGCGGAAGAUGAAAUUUUCCGUAACAGAAAGGUGACCGAAGAUCGUUUUAAGGAACGCAAUAAACGCAUGAAAAUGCAGAAAGAGCGCGAACAGAGACCUCGCUUUGACCAGAUGAACAAUUCGCAGUUUGCCCCGACACCACUUGGGAGAGGUAUCACACCACAGGCAAUAGUGAACCCACGCCAAGAAGCGGCUAACUUUCGAAUGCAAGGAAACUGGCAGCAACAGCAGCGGAAUGAUGUCAAUUCUGAUCAAAAUCGUCGUGGUCAAAAACGCAAAGCUGAAGAGCCAAUCAGCCAUUCGAAUGCAGAAGAAGAAGAGGAAACCCCGGACGAAGUUCGAUUAUGGGAAGAUGGUUUCAAAGAUCGAUAUUACGAAUCAAAAUUUGAUGUAAUGCCGAAUAAUGUGAAGUUCCGGGAAACCGUUGCUUGGGAAUACGUACGUGGAUUAUGCUGGGUACUUAAAUAUUACUAUCAAGGUUGCGCUAGCUGGGAAUGGUACUUUCCUUACCAUUACGCUCCAUUCGCGUCAGAUUUCAAGGUAUUAACGAAAGUUAAUACUCACUUCGAUUUGGGUACUCCAUUCAAGCCACUGCAGCAGUUGAUGGGUGUAUUUCCAGCUGCAAGUCGAAGCCACGUUCCGGCUCCGUUCGCCGAGCUGAUGGUUGACCCAAAGUCACCGAUCAUUGACUUCUAUCCGAUCGAUUUCCACAUCGAUUUGAACGGUAAAAAGUUCGCCUGGCAGGGAGUCGCCCUAUUGCCGUUUGUGGACGAAAAGCGAUUGUUUAAAGCCACCGAUCCAAGAGUGCCGUUGUUGACGCAAGAUGAACGGAUGCGAAACGAAAACGGACUUGCUCGACUGUAUUUGUCGCCUGGACCAGAAUCGUAUCGAAUGAUUAAGAAUUUGUAUGAUGGCAAUGUUGACUUUGAGCGUGAGGUCCCCAUCCUGGUAGAUUGUAUGCAAUGCAACAUUAUUCCUACGAAGGAGAACGUACCACAGGAUGGUGUGAUGCCUUCACCUAUUCCUGACCUCGAACCGGUGUGCGAGAACAAGGUAGUGACGGUCAAGUUUCUAGAUCCGAAAUACGCUGAUGGUUUUGUAUUUCCAUCUCGAAAAUUGAAAGGUGCUCGUGACCAGCCAAAAGUGCUGGGAGCGAAUGAAGGCCCUGUCGUAGGGUUCGGCCCACGGACAAACCGAGGUGGAUUGGGAAGUGCUGGUCACCGGAUGAUGAACCACUACACCGGAGCGGGUGGUGGAAGAGGUGGAAACAACAAUUUCUCCAGGGGUGGGAAUUCCUACAACAACAACACUAGCAACCGUAAUUUUGGUGGCUCAAAUUCGUCCGCUGGAAGCAACAGUCAUAACAGCAAUUCUGCGAACGCUUCCAGCUCGAACAGUCGCGAUGGAAUGAGCGUGUUCGAACAGCUAAGUAGUCGUAUCAACCAAUAUCAGCAAGAGGUCAUGAGUGAGAUCUCGCGAAAUGCUAACAGCUCGGGAGUGUUGCUGCCUAAUCCGUUCGCAAAUCAAAUUCCCUACAACUAUAAUUCAAGGCAAAACAGCGGCGGGUUUCAGAAUCGUGGUGGAUUUCAUCAAAACCAGCAUCGCGGAAGGAAUACUUAUAACAAUAAUAAUCAGUAUCAACACAGAAAUCAUCAGGGAGGUGUAGGCGGAGGAGCUGGGGGACAAAGAUUCAAUAACUUUAACAAUGGAAAUGGUAAUAGUAACCGUUUCGGGUCGAAUAAUCCUACUGCAAACAGAUUCAAUAACAAUAGGAGAAAUUACUAACAAUAAUUGAUUAUCGCAAGGUAAGUUUAAUGUUUAGCACCCAUGUUGCUAUGUGUUACAAAGACAUUUUGUUCACAUCUCCUUAACAUAAACUCUGCUCACCUGUUACCGAUUGUAACAAUUGGAUAUUUCAAGGUUCAUUUGUAGGGAAAAUAUGAGGUUAUAAUUUCAAAAAGUGAAAUUACAACCACUAUAUUGUGGUUAACAAAUAAAAUUCCUGAAUGAGAUGUUUAAUGAAGUAAGUUUUAGCUAACCGAAACUGGUAGAUAAAUAUCUAACUUACUUAUUUUAAAAAUUUAUUGGCAAUUCAUCCAUCAAGUGAGAAGAGUGUACU